Penicillium samsonianum is the source of this 210-nucleotide messenger RNA. RefSeq lists its product as uncharacterized. Lineage: Eukaryota; Fungi; Ascomycota; Eurotiomycetes; Eurotiales; Aspergillaceae. The coding region runs from base 1 to 210 and encodes 69 amino acids. The transcript has a single exon. The record is from RefSeq and is a predicted model, not a curated record.
AUGGCCUCCAGGGCUACUAAGGACCAUUUAGAUACCUCCAACCCUGCCGCUUUCGCCCUUUUUUUGCGGUCGCGAGUCCAAAGUCUGAACCCUGCUCCUGCUUCGUUCUAUGAAUGGUUGGAAUUUACCGUCAUCGACGAUCACACCAUUGUUCCAGUCGGGCUUGUCGAUCUUUCCUUCCCUGUUGUCGCUGUAUGGACCAAAUUUUGA